Molecule: messenger RNA, 5135 nt
Organism: Syngnathoides biaculeatus (alligator pipefish)
Lineage: Eukaryota; Metazoa; Chordata; Actinopteri; Syngnathiformes; Syngnathidae
Gene: ptafr
Product: platelet-activating factor receptor
Exons: 5
Coding region: 1569-2702 (377 amino acids)
Biological process (GO): G protein-coupled receptor signaling pathway; chemotaxis
Cellular component (GO): membrane
Molecular function (GO): platelet activating factor receptor activity; G protein-coupled purinergic nucleotide receptor activity
Source: RefSeq, a predicted model, not a curated record
GUGAUUUAUACAAUAAAGCCAGCACUUUCUAGCAACACGCUUUUAGAAAUGACCAAAACCUAUGCAUGUUUAAGGUAAUUCAACAUAUUUGGAAAAAAAUAAUAAAAAAAAAAAAAAUAAACAUUUGGGUUGCGUUUACGGGGCCUGCGUCCCGGACAGACAAGCCUUCACAAACACUUGGUCCGGGUACAAAGUCUCCUGCCGCUAGCUAACUGCGUGCCAACCACACCAAUUUUCGCACUUCCUUCAUUUUAAAAAAUACGCUUUGUUAUCACAGAACACUUUUGAGCUAUUAGAAGAAGCCGAAACCGGCUCCAUUGUCGUUAUUUGGCAGUCCCUACAGGCAGUUUUUGGCAUGUUCCCGGAGAUUCUCCACUUCAACCGAGAGACCUGUCCGUCGUGCUGGCCCGGUGGGUAAGACACGAAAGAAGUCAACACAAAAGUGCGACUUUUCAAAAGCCAGCGUGAACCGAGCAAUGACACACCAGCAUGGAAACCAUGACCGUGUGCAACAUAGGCGUGUCUUCUUCAAUUUGGCUGACAGCGCUGUUGCACCAUGUGGGAUUUCCCAAGAAGACGUUUGCACCUCCUUCUUUUUGAUACUUGACGCUCGCCUUCACUUCCAGACACGCAGAGAACACAGGAAAGACACCACGGGUUGAAAUACAAGCAGACACGAGACGGCCGCCAGAUGCGAGAAGCCAUGAACAAUAAACCCACGGGAUGCAUUGUGAAAACUCCAUGAAGUGUCACUGAGAAAAUGCGAGUAUUAGCAGCUCAGUAUCUGUUUUGGAUUUGGAUGGUGAAGUUAAAGUUGAAAUCACAUUUUCAGGGGUGUUCAUGUAAGGUCCUUAAGGACUAUGAGGAAAAUAGUAUGUCGUAUUUAAGUUAUUUUUUUUUUUAUUUCACUCCUGAAUAAACUGACACUAUGGUAUUUUGGUAGCCAUAGAGAAAAUCAGUUAAGUGUGUGUGUGUGUCUGUUUUCAGAAUUGUGCAGUUUGUAAUUUUUUUUUUCCCUUCAAUAAAGGAAUCUUGCGGCACGGUGGCGCAGCUGUAAAGCAUUGUCCUCACAGUUCCGAGGUCCAGGGUUCAAUCCCGGCCCCGCCUGUGUGGAGUUUGCAUGAUCUCCCCGUGUCUGCUUGGGUUUUCUCCGGGCACUCCAGUUUCCUCCCACAUCCCAAAAACAUCCAUUCAUUGGAGACUCAAAAUUGCCCCGAGGUGUAAUUGUGAGUUCCAGGUGCCCUGCGAUUGGCUGGCAACCAGUUCAGAGUGUACCCUGCCUCCUACCCGAUCACACCUGGAUUUGGCUCCAGAAUCAGAAUCAGACAAUCUUAGGUUCAUCCUCCCGGGAUGGAUUGAUUUUGUGUUCUAUUCUGAGGUCUAUAAUUUUUUUUUUAUAAGUUUGUUUUCCCUCAAGUCAUAGUAAAUAGAUAAUCAUUCUGUUUCUUUGGACUUCAUUUACAAUCAUUCACGAUCGUUGUGGUGAAUCUCUGUUAUUGCAAUGGGUGGUGUCUUGUCUCCCACAGACAGAAACGUGGUUUUCCAAGGCAGAAAGCUCCGGAAAAGUCAUGAUUCAGCCGUUUACAGCCACCAAUGACUCCAACUUCCUGGACUCGGCUUUUCGUUAUCAGCUUUUCCCCACGGCAUAUGGCAUCAUCUUCAUACUAGGACUCUUUGCCAACAUUUACGUGCUGGUUGUGCUACGCUGCCUACGAGAAGCCAAGGCCAUGGGGGAAAUCCGCAUUUACAUGACCAACCUGACCAUCGCAGAUCUCCUCUUCGUCUGUGCCCUCCCCUUUUGGAUUGGGUAUUACAGCCGCCAAGGCACGUGGAUCUACAAAGACUUUCUGUGCCGACUGACCGGUUCAUUGUUCUUCAUCAACACCUACUGUUCCAUCCUCUUCCUUGGCGCCAUCAGCGUCAACCGGUACUGGGCUGUCACCAGGCCUCUAGACGCAGCCUCGUCGGACCACAGGCGCCGCGGCAUUGCCAUCUGCGUGGUCAUUUGGUUGACGACGCUCUCCAUGGCUGUUCCUUUUCUCGCCAAUCCAGGCACCAACCAGGACAGGAACGUCACCCGGUGUUUCGAGGGGUACCAGAAUGGGGACGACUCGUCCAAAAGAGUUGUAGCGGCCAUGCAUUUCGCAAUUAUCGCAAUGUUUUUUGUUGUUUUCGCGCUCGUGGUGGUGUGUAACCUCCUCAUUGCCCGAGCCUUGUUCUCCCAAAGUGCUCCUCUCUCUGAGCUAAAGUCCGGAACAGUUUUAUCCAGGAAGUCCAACAUGACUAUCUCCUUAUCAAGGAGGCCAACAGGGGUGAAACGCAGGGCUGUGCAGAUGCUGAUGGCGGUGGUCGGCGUAUUCGUCCUGUGCUUCCUGCCUCAUCACGUGGUCCAAGGCUUCUGGACGCUGGCAGUGCUUCAGAUCCAAGAGGGGUGGGGCCAUGUGGACUGGAAUGGCGAGACCAUGCAGGCGCUUAAUGAUGCGCAUCAGGUGACCCUACUUCUCAUGGGCCUCAACUGCAUUUUGGAUCCAGUGGUGUACUGUUUUGCGACCAGGAAGUUUCGUCGGUACAUCAUGGCUGAUCUGAAGAGGCUGGCGAAGGGUGAGAGCUGCUCCCACACAGUCACCUCACAGAUCUCUUUGGACAGCCGACACCAGAGCCAGAGACUUCCUGAUGAGCUCAUUCAACCCGAGCAGCUUUGACACCCAAGCAAUGCCAUAAUAAACAGGAGAUUACAUAUUCUGUAUCACAGCCAUUUUUUUUAGACUGCUUGUCCUGGAUUGGAGCCUAUCCCAUCCGACUUUAGGUCAGAGGUGGACUACAACCUUGGAGUGGUCUCUAGUCAAAGGGAAAGCACAUCAAGAGAGACAAACUCACAUUCAAACUGUCCCCAAGUUGGAACUGAACCAAAACUGCCUGGACUGAACUCACGUCAUCAAUAACUGUCUUGUCCAUACCAUUUGUAAGAGGAAAAAAAAAUAUCACAUUUAAUGACUGAAUGUGCGUAACUGUAUGAGUUUUGUUGCAAAUAUGUGAUUGUCUUCAUAGGAGUCGGGGGUGAGUCCUGCAUAGCCUAGCAUGCCUUCAGUGGACUUUGAGACUUAAUUCACCUCCUAAAACCGCCACGCGAUAGAAUUAUCGCAGUUAUUGAAGCCAUAAAUACGAUAGAAAAUUACAGAACGGCAUCCAACUGUGCCAAAACUCUGAAAUAAAAAUACAUUGUACUCACCACAGAUGAUUAUUAAAUAUUAAUGAAGGUGUUCAUAUCACUCAUUUACUUGGCGAAGUUGGUCGUAAUGAGUUUUGCUUUGACUAACCGGAGAAAUGAAUCCUGUCAUUGUGGGCCAACGCUGAGUACAAAUUUGAAAUCUUCAUGAUUGAAAUAAAAUCUAAUGUAGUUUGUAGGUUAGACUACAUUGCAUCAAUCUGGCUUCCUGUAUGAAGUACGCACAGAAAAGAAGAAGUUAUGCAAGCAGAAGUCUCUGAGAAUCUGUAAAAUUGUGACUCUUUAUCUUCACCAAAGGAGCUGAAAAGAAAGAUUCAAGACAGUUAAUGAGUCAAUGAUGUUUAGUUAGUACCUUUUAAUGUAUUUAUUUUUGAUAUACCUUAAAUAAGAUAUACAGCAUUUUCUUCUGGUCAAGUGUGAUGUGGACAAGUAAUUCUGUCAGUCACUUGUUCCCUUCGGGUCUCUGAUAUUGUGACAUUUUCAGGUCCGUGGUGAUUAUUCACAGUGAUUAAAAACAACAGUGAGUUCUCCGCUUUAUUGCAUUCUGAGAAGACGGUGACGCUUGCAGGUCAUUUUGAGUUGCUUGUGAUAUGCUUUCCUCGUUGCACAGUGAUGAUCGUACCAGCAGUAAGUACACCCUGUGGACUACAGAUAGUUGACUAGUGGUUUGAUAGGUGAUUGUGUGAGUUGGAGUCCACAUUCAAGAUCUAUUGAUUCAAAACUGAGUAUGUGCUCUCUGGAGUCACACUUGUGGAAUCCAGAUCUGUGUAGGCUAGGUUCGUGCUUGAGUAAUUCACGUAGACGUGUCCGGCGUUCUCAGCCAGCGGAAGACCGCCCCUGUUAUGCAAAAAACAAUUAAAUGAAUAUAUAUUUUUCUGUAAAAAAACAAAACAAAACAGACAAAUAUAUAAUAUCAGACCUAUUUGAGGCAACUGAAAUGGGAAAAUAAUGUGAAAUACAUAAAUGUGUGGUCAUUUAAAUGAAUGUAUAUAUGUAUGUGUGCAUGUGUUUGUGUGGCUAUCAAUAGUCGAUCGACGGGUUAUUGUGAUGUCAAAAAUAAGACCAAGAUGUUGGAAAAAAAAAACAGACCAGCCGAGCUGAACUUAAUUUUAUGUUAAUCAAAGGCAUUGUAAAUGUUGGCAGGUGUGAGCUUUAACAGGAGGUUGAAUAUGAUCAGUUAAAAUAGGAAAAAGGCCACAUUCCCUGUUUAGCAUAUUUUUUUCAAUUGAGGUUUGUGUCAUUGGGUUGAUAUCCAUCCAUCCAUCCAUCUAUUUUCUUAGCCGCUUAUCCUCACAUGGGUUGUUGGAGGCGGGGUACACCCUGAACUGGUUGCCAGCCAAUCGCAGGGCACAUGGAGACAGACAACAGUCGCACUUACAAUCACACCUAGGGGUAAUUUGGAGUGUCCAUUUCACGCAUGUUUUUGGGAUGUGGGAGGAAACCCACUCGGGGGCGGCGAGAACAUGCAAACUCCACGCAGGCGGGGCCGGGAUUGAACACCAGUCCUCAGAACUGUGAGACCAACCCUCGAACCAGUUGCUCCACCGUGCCGCCCAUCACACAUUAACGGUGCAAAAAAAAAAAAAUUGAAAUGAUUUGUCUUGGUCUAUUUUUUUUGUCACAAAAACCCAAUAUUUGAGAAAGGAUGUGUUGACAUCAUCAUAUUCAUGCUACAAACUACAUGUAUAAAAUAUAAUAAUAUCUAUGCAUAAAUAUAAAAACAUUUAAUAUUGUAUAUGCAUUAUAUUUUUGUAAAUAAUGAUGUAUAUAGGCAUUUUUGUUGCUUACUUUGGUUCCUUUCCAGCCCUUGGAAAACCUUGCAAAAUGUUUAAAAUAAUACAAAUGUUACCAGUAUAUUUGGCUUUUUAAAAAAUGCUGUUCUUAGUUGUGCUUUGUUGUACCUUUAGCU